Entrophospora sp. SA101 is the source of this 981-nucleotide messenger RNA. Lineage: Eukaryota; Fungi; Glomeromycota; Glomeromycetes; Entrophosporales; Entrophosporaceae. The record is from the annotation of a GenBank genome assembly.
AUGUCAGAUGUUAAAGGUACUUCAGAAAGUUCUGCAAAGCCAAGUUCUACUGAAGAAAUUGAUAAUGUUGAAGAAAAAAAUUUAUCAUAUUUAUCAUCGUCACCAAAAAAGGAUUCUAGUGAAGAAUUUGAUGAUAUUUAUGAAAAUAGUAAAGUUAAAGUUGAUAAAGCUUUUUUAAAAUUUCAAAAAAGAAUUCAAUUGUUUCCUAAACAAAUCUUAAGAUAUUCAAGGUUGCAUGAAGAUGAUAAAAACCCAGAUCCAUUAUGGGUAAGUGAUAAUGAUAAACCUGGUGAAAACAAUAUUAUUAUACCAAAGUGUUCAAAUUGUGGACAAGAGAGAACAUUCGAGUUUCAAGUAUUAUCAACCUUAUUAAAUUAUCUUAAAAUAGAUCACACAAAACUUGAUUCACUUGAUUGGGGAACAUUAUUAAUUUAUAGUUGCAAAGAUAGUUGUCACUCUGAAAAUAAUUAUUAUUUGGAAGAAUUCAUCUAUAGACAAGAUUUUAGUGGCGAUGGUGUUCAUAAUAAGCAAUUAGUUGAAGUCACUACAAAACAAAACGUUGUUAAAAUUCCAUCAAAGUCUAUAUCAACUACUACUACUAAAACCACCAAUAAAAAUUCAACAACAACAAUAGUUGUCGAUUCAAUUAAAAAUUCGGCUACCAAAGAUAUUAAACAAGAUGAACAAGAAAUAGUCGAAGUUCCAAUCUCGGAACCAUUUAACUCAUUUUUAAAUCUUAACACUCACGACACCAUCUCACCUUUAAAUAUCAAGAUGUACACUUGUCCAAAUUGUCAUACUCCAAAUUCAGUUAAUGUUGUUAAAAAUGAUGAUAAUAAUUCAGCUAAUGGUGAUUAUUAUACUUGUUUAUCUCACGGAAAUUAUGGUUGUGGAUGGAAAGGUGAACAUCAACCAAAUGAAGAAAAUAUAGCAAAACAUGUAUUUUCAAUUAUUGGAUUUAAACCAUUAAUAAUUAAUUAA